AGCACUAUGAGGACUCCUGGCAGCAGCUCCCCUCUUUGGUGCUCCACAGCCACCCCCCCAGCUCCCGCUGCUCUGGCCCUUUUCCUGACCUUGCUCUUCUCCGGCGCUCGCAGCCAGACCCCCCGUGCUCUCCAGGAGAGCGCCGUGCCCUCGGGGGUGCUCAGCCAGGAGCAGGCCCACAGCCUGGUGCAGCCCAGCCUCCUCCAGGACGCCCAGGGGUCCAACCUCUCGGGGAGCCUCCCCGGGAGCAGCAGCGCGGAGCCGCCGCUGCUGCCUGUGUGCGUGAAGCCCGCGGACAUCCGGCACGUCUUCAAGUACAUCAACACCAUCGUGUCCUGCACCAUCUUCGUGGUGGGCAUCAUCGGCAACUCCACCCUCCUGAGGAUCAUCUACAAGAACAAGUGCAUGAGGAACGGGCCCAACGUGCUCAUCGCCAGCCUGGCCCUGGGGGACCUGCUCUACAUCCUCAUCGCGCUGCCCAUCAACGUCUACAAGCUCUUGGCAAAGGACUGGCCCUUCGGAGUGCAGGUGUGCAAGCUGGUUCCCUUCAUCCAGAAAGCCUCCGUGGGCAUCACGGUCCUGAGCCUUUGUGCCCUCAGCAUCGACAGGUACCGAGCCGUGGCGUCCUGGAGCCGGAUCCAGGGCAUAGGGAUCCCCAUGUGGAAGGCGGUGGAGGUGGUGCUGAUCUGGGCAGUGGCCAUCGUGCUGGCAGUGCCCGAGGCCAUCGCCUUCGACAUGGUGGAGCUCAGCUACUGGGAGCAGCACCUGUGGGUGUGCAUGUUGGCCUCGGAGCAGAAAUCCCGCUUCAUGAUGUUCUACCGGGACGUGAAGGACUGGUGGCUUUUCGGCUUCUAUUUCUGCCUGCCCUUGGUGUGCACUGGCAUCUUCUACACCCUCAUGUCCUGUGAGAUGCUGAGCAAGAGGAACGGCAUGAGGAUCGCCCUGAAUGACCACAUGAAACGGCGCCGGGAGGUGGCCAAGACCGUGUUCUGCCUGGUGGUGAUCUUCGCGCUCUGCUGGCUGCCCCUCCACCUCAGCCGCAUCCUCAAGAAGACCAUCUACGACCAGACGGACCCCAACAGAUGUGAACUGCUCAGCUUCCUCCUGGUGAUGGAUUAUUUUGGGAUCAACAUGGCCUCCCUCAACUCCUGCAUCAACCCCGUGGCUCUCUACUUUGUCAGCAGGAAAUUCAAGAACUGCUUCCAGUCCUGCCUGUGCUGCUGGUGCCAGAGGCCUGCCCUGAGCAUCACCCCCACGGACGAGAAGGGAUCAGUUGGGAAGUGGAAGGCCACGGGGCAGGAGCUGGGGCUGGACCGGAGCAGCUCCCGCCUGAGUAACAAGUACAGCUCCUCCUAAA
This is a messenger RNA of Manacus vitellinus (golden-collared manakin), 1357 nucleotides long. RefSeq names its product endothelin receptor type B. The record is from RefSeq and is a predicted model, not a curated record. NCBI's taxonomy places the organism in Eukaryota, Metazoa, Chordata, Aves, Passeriformes, Pipridae. Gene Ontology annotation, cellular component: membrane. The coding region runs from base 7 to 1356 and encodes 449 amino acids. Gene Ontology annotation, biological process: enteric nervous system development; vasoconstriction; regulation of blood pressure. The transcript is spliced from 7 exons. Gene Ontology annotation, molecular function: endothelin receptor activity.